Centruroides sculpturatus (bark scorpion) is the source of this 1269-nucleotide messenger RNA. It is a transcript of the gene eas, whose product is annotated as ethanolamine kinase 1-like. NCBI's taxonomy places the organism in Eukaryota, Metazoa, Arthropoda, Arachnida, Scorpiones, Buthidae. The transcript is spliced from 6 exons. Gene Ontology annotation, cellular component: cytoplasm. Gene Ontology annotation, biological process: phosphatidylethanolamine biosynthetic process. The record is from RefSeq and is a predicted model, not a curated record. Gene Ontology annotation, molecular function: ethanolamine kinase activity.
UUUCAGGUAGAGAAAUUCCCUAUCUUUCCGUAAGCUCCACUGGAUCAAUUUGUCGUCUGCUUUCCCGAUUAUUAUCGAUAAAGCUUUAGCCUUCUGAUCACAAAUACACAAUAUAAUCUAUGAAGAGUAGUUAUAUUUAGGCUAAAUACAUCAAAUUCGAUAAUAAUUGGAUUAUUUGAGAUGUAAAAAUAAUGCAGUUUAUGUUUAGGUGUGGCGUUAGGCCUAGUUGGUGUUGGUUAAAACUGGAGAAUUUAACGACCGGCAUCUCUUACUGAAAGUGUGCAUUGUAAACUAUUAUAAUAAGUCUAGGAUUAUUGUUUUAAUAUUUAAAAUACUUAACACCCGAAUGAACGAAUUUAAUUAUAUUUUGUUAUUGGAGGAGAGAUGAGUGAAGAUAUGAAGAAAGUCGAUUUAUUUAUUUCGAGUCACUCUCAUCAAAGUCUUCGGGAAGGAGCGCUCGAUUUAUUGAAACACGUACGGGAAGAAUGGAAAAAAGAUGAUGUUAAAUUUAAGAUUUUUACAGAUGGAAUUACAAAUCAUCUAUUGGGCUGUUAUUUAGAAGAUCAACCAGAUGACAUUGUUUUGGUUCGUGUUUAUGGCCAGAAAACAGAAUUAUUUAUUGAUCGUGGUGCUGAAGUAAAAAAUAUGCAUCUUGUUUAUAAAGCUGGAUUUGGAUCACCACUUUAUUGUGCCUUUACCAAUGGGUUAUGUUAUGGGUAUCAGCCUGGUGUCACAUUAGAUGCAAAAUUGGUAAAAGAUCCUUUUGUAUCAAGAUUAAAAGUUUAUCUACCAAGCAAAGAGGUUCUUAAAACAGAAAUAAACAAACUUGAAAUUCAUUUAAGUCAGUUAGGAUCUCCUGUUGUUUUCUGUCAUAAUGACUUAUUAUUAAAAAAUAUAAUUUUUAAUAAGGAAAAAGGAACAGUGGCAUUUGUGGACUAUGAAUAUGCUGACUAUAACUACCAAGCAUUUGAUAUAGGAAAUCAUUUUUGUGAAUUUGCUGGAGUAGAUACUUUUGUGCCUGAAAACUAUCCAGAUCGUAGCUUUCAAAUUCAGUGGUUACAAAAAUAUUUAGAAGCAUCAUAUGCACUAAAAUACAAAGACAGAAGAGAAAUAACCAAUGAUGAAGUUGAGGUGCUUUAUAUUCAAGUCAAUAAAUUUGCAUUGGCUUCUCAUUUAAUGUGGGGUAUAUGGUCUCUUGUUCAGUCUGCUCAUUCCUGUUUAGAUUUUGAUUUUUUAGGGUAAAUAUUAAUUAUUUUACUAAUUGCUUAA